UUUCAUUGUGCAAUAAAAUGUAGCGCCGCUGUUAAAAGUACGAGUGAAAUUUCGUUAUGACCGAUAACGGCUACUACCUACCUAUAUUAUUAUAGAAACAGUGUUUUGCGGCACAUCGCGUUUUUUCGCGUUCAGCGCACGUCAUGAUAAUAUUAAUAUUACUAUUGAGAUUGCUCGCGGAAUAAAAUAUUUUUGUUAUUUACCACCGACCUAACCUAGAAAAAAAAAAAAAAAGGCAAAAGCUUCGGGUGGGCGAAAUACGCGCCUUAUCUUCCCGUGUAGAACACUGUCGCCUCGCUCCGCCGCCCCGUCGUGCAGGCCACAAAAAUCGUUUUCGGUCGUAUCUACGCGCACGCUAUCAGACGUCGUUAUUGUCGUCGUCAUCGUCAUUGUCGUAGCAAUAAACAAAACUAUUUAGUUUUUUUUAUUUACAUUCGUCCGCGUCUAAUGUGAAUGCGCACGUAGGUAUUGAUUUUGUUUCGCUUCUGCUCCGCGUUCCACGCUGCAGUUGUUCUCGCGCUGAAAACGGGAAACAAAUAUGAGUCUUUCAGAAUCAGGAUGGUAAGUACCUAUACUAGAAGUAUAAAAUAAUAAUAAUAUACAGGAAAUAAAUUGGUCUAUAGUUAACUAACAGUAGCAAUUAGUAUUCGCGAGGUUUAGGCGUCAACGAUUUUAUGGAUCCUUUUCUGAAAAACAAUCGCCGUGCUUUUUUUUACGAUUUUAUCUCUACGGACACAAGGGGGACGACAGGGCGUUCGCCUCCCUCUUUGGUACGUGUUUUUUUCACGUAAUUCUCAUAUUAUAUUACUUGCAAAAAGGUAAGAUAGGAAAAAAUUGCUUUUAAUAAAAUCCACCCACCCCUUGGAUAGCCCCUGGAUCCCCACUGCGUUUCUAUACGAUCCUGCAUGUAUCACCAUAACCCAAGGGUUUUUAAUAACCACCUGGCAAGAUUUUCGUUCUUCAUAUUAAUUGUCCGGCCUUCUGCAUGCGUAAUUUUUGGGGUUCCAUCAACAUUUUCUAAACUUCGAUGACGAUACACGGUGCACUUCAUUUUUCGGAUGGAUUUUCUUUUUUAGUUUCAGCGUAUUUGGGAGUGGUAUCCAAAAUAUUAUGCAACAUUCGUUUCGUUCAUUCAAUAUAUGAACCAUUUAAAAGUUUAUUUCCGCCAGCUUUUAGGGUUUCUAUUACAAUAUGUAUACUGUAUAGUGUGCAGUGAGGAUAUAGAAACCCAAGUAGAAACCGUAUUGGAAAACCCUUAUACGUUCGUAUUGAACGUAUGUCUAUAUCCAAUAAAUUCAUUGUCACGGUAACUACAAUAAUAAUUACUAUAUUAUUACAUGCACUUAUUAAUAGGUAAUGAGUAUUUGUUUACAUAAUUCCUUGCUACGGACAAUGUGUUAAUUAUCUAGGUAAUUAUUUUUAGAUGCAAUUUAGAAUAUCAUAGGUAUUUCAUAUUUGUUUGUAUACCAAUUGAUGUUGGUGUUAAAUAUUGUACUCUUAUAAUGUUGCUAAUACUUCUGAUAGGCGUGCCACUGUUUUAGGAGGGAAGUUAGGACAAAAACCCUAUAUAUUACGAUGACGACAAGUCUACUAUACAUAUAUUAAUGUACUAAUAUCCGAGUUCAUAUCGGACUUCCAUCUGAAGGCAAAUCUCCCCUCUCCAUCGAUCGUCCCCUCUUCUUUAUGUUAGUCCGUCACGGUUUCAUAAGGUAUAUUUGAAAUUAACCAAUUAUUAAUUUUAAUUAAAAGGUUUUACAAAGGUGUUAAUUUUUAAUUUUUUUUUUUGUUCUGUGGACAAAUUUUCCACUAGAGGUCUUGCUCCGAUUUUUAUGUGUAGCACUUUUUCUGAAAGGAAAUCGGUGGGGAAGGUACUUUAAGAGAGUUCAUUUUUCGAUUUUAUCAAGAGUUUUCUCAUCAUAUGUGAAAAACCGAAACACAACGGAGGAAAUUGGAAAAGUGUACGACAUAUAUCAGUAAAAUAUUACGAUAUAUUUUUCUGUGGACAAUUUUUCUACCAGAAAUUUCGCUCCAACUUAUAACGACAGCAAUUUUUAUAAAAGGAAAUCUCACUAGAGAGGUACUUUAAAGAUGUAAUUUUUCGAUUUUCUCAGGAGUUUUCUCAAAAAAUAUGAAAAACCGGAAAAGACGGAAAAACGUAAAAAAAAAAAAACACAGGAUCCACAUUACUUUUGGAAUUUGAAUAAUAUGAAUUUGAUCAUAAUAUGAUAUAUAUAUAUAUAUAUUGUUGACAAAGCAGCACUAUCAAUUGAACUCUGCUCAGAAUCGUUAUUUCGUUAGCAAUGGUUUAUCGUUGCUUACAGGUGUGCAUUAAAUUACUUAUAACAGUGGCUGCACUUGAUCCCAUUAUUCUAGGGCGUUUUUUUUUUUUUAUUCAUAUCCCCCAAUGUUAUUUAGAGCUAAUUUCGUUUUGUCAAAUGCCAUUUCAUUUACUUCACAUAUAUAUGUAUGUACAAUAGUAUAUAUAUAUAUAUAUAUGUAUAUAAUAUGUCUAAUGAAAUUUAGUCAAUAAUUUAGUAUCUACCCGCAGGGGCGGAUUGGUCUUUUGGGAAAUGCAUUUGUACAGGCCAUGUUGGAUCCAUAUUUCCCGUGCCUAAAAAAAAAUAUAUUAUACAUAUUUAUAAAUAAAAAUUACAUUUCUUCGAUCUAUUUUUCAUUUUUUUUUCUGUUUUUUUGUUUUUUCUUAAACUCUAUGCAUAUACGAGUAUAUAGGUAUAGUAUAUAUAUUACUAUAUUACUUUUCAUUUAAGACGUAUACCAAUUAAUUGUAUGUGUACCUAUUACAUUUUAUUUUUGUAAUUACCAGCACACUGAUUGCAAUUUUAUUAUACUGUGUAUGACGUGUACUUACAUAUACUGUAACAUAGACAGUAGUAUUAAAUUUUGAUAAGUGAUUUUAUUAUAAUAAUAAUGGUUCUGACGAAAACUAGAUUCAAGCAGUGUUAUACUUAUAACUAUGUCCUAUAAACACAUAUAAACAUCUAACGAUCUAACUAUCUCAUUUUUUUUCAACUAAAAUAAUGUUCCUCACAAUAAUUUAAUAACGAGUAAUUUGUAAAUAAUAUAAUAGAUAAUACAAAUUAUUAAUUACCCACAAUGUUUAGAUUCUUUUAUUGCGUUAGGGUAAAUAGUUUUCGGAACAUUAAUAUCAUCCGUCUAUAAAAACAUUAUUUCAUGAGAGAUGUACCGAAAUUGAGGUGAAAAACUAUUGAUAUUAAUUACUAAAUAGCUUGCUUUUAACAAGGAUUAUUUAUUACAUGUGGACACGUGUAAUUAAAAAUGCUUGAUCUACCUACAUCUCGUUCACGUUCACGAAUACGUGGAUAUCCAAAAUAGAUAUCCGUGUAACCGUGACACGUGUUCUAUUGAUACCUCUACUUAUAACCAUAAUAUUAACUACACAAUUCUUUAAAACGAAUGAAUAUAAUCACUAUCUGAAUUUAUUUUACUUGAUUGAAAACAUAGCUAAAAAGACAAAAUAUUUAUUUAAUACCUAUGUUAGGCAAUUUAAAUGUAUGCAUUUAUACCUAAUUAAAAAUUAUAUUUGUUAUGAUAGACAUACUUAUUUCAGUGAUCAUAUUACUAGAUACGAUUAAGUAUUAAAUUAGGAGUAUAUUAUAUUUAAUUUUAAUAAUAGAAAAUGUUGAGUAUGUCUAUCUAAUAACAUUGAUGUUUUCAAAUAGAGUAGAACGUUUAAAAUUUCAAAUGAUUUAGUUUACGGUUGUUCGUCGCUCGUCACUGGUGUUACGUAAGUACAUACUAUUAUAAAAUAAUUACCAUCAAACUUGUAAUGUCAGAGUGUGCCAAGUGCCUAGAAAAUUUAGACCACUCGGACGACGUAUUCAUAUGCAGUAAAAAUAUACAUUUCUAUUGCAAUCGAAUUUCUGAAUCGGGAUUUAAACAAUUGUUAAACAACACAAAAGUUUGUUUAGUCUGUCACAAUUGUCAAUCUAUGAUUUAUACUAAUAAGAACAUGUGAAUUCCUCCAGACAAUCUAUAAAAUAAAAUAGAAGACCUCAUCAAAUCGAUUAUUUUCAUGGGUGAUUAGUUUGAUGGAUUUAAAGAAAAAAUUAAAACAAUGUUUAAGGAAAUAAAUUUAAUCAGAAUGGAAAAUAAUCUUAUUAAAUUGGAAAAUCAAAACCUUAUAAAAGAAAUUACAGAAAUGAAACGAAAAAUUAAUCACCUUAAAGAACAGAACCUGGGAAUUAAUAUUGAAAUAAUUGGUACACAGAAAACAAAAAAUGAAAAUUGUUUAAAUAUAGUUACUGAUAUAGGGAAAAACUAAACAUUGAUUUAACAGUAACUGAAGCCAAAAGAAUACCAAAAUCAAAUACCAUAAUAAUAAUUGCUAAGCUUGAAAACAAAAAAAUAUUCGUAGAGACUUAAGAUUUUCAACAACUUUAAGCCAUUUUUGAGAUAAUUAAUGAUAUUUUAAUUUUGCGUGUUUUGUACGUAAUUUUUAUUCAGUAAGUACUUAUUGUGGAUAAAAUUGUUAGACUAGACAGAAAUGCUUGACAAUUUAACAGGAGGUUCCUUAAGCAUCGUACUUUAUGAUAAAAAAAAACAAAUUUUGCUUUAUGUAGUAUUAAUUUUUAUAAGAGAAUUUUAAUAUCAAAUUUUGAUGAAAAUCGUUCGAGUAAAAAAAUAUAUGGAACAAAUCCAGCUGGUCCAUGCAAACUUUUCAAUGAUUUUGUUUCGAUUAUAUGUUUAUCAAUUGCCGAUUUCAGAACGAUGGUGAAGUCAACAUUGAGCGAGAACUGCUAUCUACACCGAAAACAUUGUCACAUCGUGACCAAAAUAUACACAAUCCCUUUCGAGGUUUUUUGUUUUUGACGUCUGAAACCGAAAUUUCAUUCUUAUUAUUGUUGAAACAAAAUGUUGAAAAAAAAAAAAAAAAGAAAAAGAUUUAAUGUUCUGUAUCGGUUACUGGUUAGACAAUAGAAUGUAUAUAUAUAUGUGUAUUAUAUACAGGCUGUGCCAUGGAGAUAUACCCCUUGAAUAUCUCCGUGGAUAAUAAAGAAAAUCAAAUUUUGUUUUUUUUUUUACAUUACUCACAGGGAUAAGGACUAGACAUAUACAAAUUUAAACUAAUUUUUUUUAAAUUAAAUUUUAUUAUUUUUGUAAAAUUUUAGGAUAGCCAUUCUGUAGAGUUUAUUUUUCUGAAAAUUUUAGUGUAUCACACAUUUAUAUCCGAUUAAUAGUUUCUAAUUAACAGCCGUUUUAAAUUCUACUAAUCCGUGUGAAAACCGAUGUCAUCGCGUAACACGGUUAGGUUAUUCCCUAGAUAACAUCGGUUUUCACACGAAUUAUUAGAAUUUACUAAAAAAAAAAAAAAAAAAAUUAGUUCAAAUAUAAAUAUUUGUAGUCCUCAUUCCUGUGAAUAAUAUAAAAACAGAAUUUGAUUUUCUUUACUAUCUCCGGAGAUAUAUUAAAGGGAUAAAUCUUCGUGGGACAGCCUGUAUGUAUAUCGGUGUUUUAUAGGCUAAACACAUUUGGUGUAAAGGAUAAACUAGUUUACCCAGAAAUCUGCCGGUUUCGGUCUGUACCAUAUACAUAACUAUACCUUUGACAUAAGAGCACACCAUCAAUGUCCGACCCACAUUUAUCUCCGAGACGUAGGUAACAUACAACGCGAUUAACGUUCGUGUAGAUCAGUGGUUCUCAACCUUUUUGGAUUCGUGUCACCCUCAUCCACGAUAACCCAACAUCAAAAUAAUAGUUAUAUAUGUAGAAAAACUGACUAAGUCCCGUUUCAGAUAACGUAGCGUUGUCGCACGUCGAACGGAUGUAUUUAUCGGAUCUAUAGUGUUAACUAUAAAUAGAAAUAAAUAAUACAAAGAUAAGAACUUUGCGGUAUCUGUGCCGUUUAUUGUAAACAAUUAUUGCGUUAUUUUACUGUGGUAGCAAUCACAUGAUUACCAUUACAAUAAUACGAUUUUAAAAAAAAUUCUAUAUUUUUAAACUUUUCCCCAAGGAUUUCAUGUCACCCCUACAUUGAAUCCAUGUCACCCAAGGGUGACAUGUCACCCCGGUUGAGAACCACUGGUGUAGAUAAAGCAUACGACACAGGUUUCUCGAGCGGGCUGAUUGUGUUUCGAUAUCAUAGCUUUUUGAAGUUCUAAUACUAUGCGGAUAUUAUAUGUGUUAUUUUAAAUAACUUAAUAUUGUCGAUUUCAUAUCACAUUUUUUUUGCAAAACUACAUCGGGUAGUAUUUUUUAAUUUUUUUUUAUAAAUUUUAAAAUCAAAUUUUGACAAAAAUCGUAAAUAUUACGGUCUUUCAAAACGUAGUACCGAACUUCGCUUCGAAUUGUUUUUCGUUAGCAAUGGUUUAUCAUUGGUUAAAGGUAUAAAUUAAAUAACUUUAUGUAUCCCACCUUCCCCACUACCCACCUACAACAGUGGCCACACCCGUUCCCAGUAUCAGCUCUAUUUUUUUUAUUCCUGUUGUUUUUUAUUUUUAUGUUCUCUAAUAUGAGUAGUAAUCUGAGUACCUUUACUAUUAGGUCUGUAAUUAACUCACUAUAAGAAAAAACGAACAAAUUGUAAGAUAAGCCCUUAUGGGGUAUCACACGGACAUGCUCAGUGGGGCCCAUUAUUCUUUGAAAUAAACGCUAAUAAUAAAUAAUAAUUUACAGGAAUACAUACGAUGCUCCCGGAUUGAACAGAUGGCAAAACAAUUCAAAUGGCUCAACUGUGGCCAAAAUGCAGCACAAAUAUUGGGUUACUAAACAGCAAGUAUGUAAAAAAUUAGGCAAGAAAGACGACGAGUUUAUUGUAGCGUCGGAUGCAGAGCUUGACGCUAAGCUCGAAUUGUUCAAAUCUAUUAGAGGUAGUUGUCAACAUUUGCAAAGAAUCGUAAAUAAAUAUGACGAAAAAAUUUACAGUGAGUAUUCUAUGGUAUUUAUAUUUUAUUUAGACAUAAAUUAUGUAAAUUAAUUUAAGUGUUAUAUUCUUAAUAAAAUAAAGUUAAUGUGUAUCUACCGGUCAGUCGAUGUUUCCAGCUUUCCUUUCAAUUAUGUUAAUACAAAAAUUAUGAAAAUUUUCGAUAAACGAAAUUUGUACUUAAACUCUUUAUCAGAUAAUAUUUCAUAAACAUUGAGCCUAUCUUUAUAAACUUGAGGUUUUUUACAUCCAAUAUUAUUGACAUCAUUAAUAAACUGAAUAAUAUUAUGUACAUUAUUCAUUGUUCAGGAAAAAUAAAUAAAUAAAAAGAAGUUUACCGAAUUUAAAUAUAAUUCAACAACGGAAAAAGUUUGAAUAAUAAUUGAUAAUAAUUAAUAAUCUAUGACAUUUUUUCCGCUAAAUACGUUAGCAGGCACCAAAACCUACUACUAAAUAUGUGCCCGCUAACUUGUAGUUAGAGUUAACAUUUAGCAUAGUGAAACAUUGUAAUAAAGAAAUUUUAAAAUCUAGCCGCUAAAUGUGCUCGCUAAGCUAGUGGAAGGUUUAGUGGUCAAUUGUAAUAAUGGUCCUUAAAAACUUAAACUAUGUCUUCAUCAUAAAUAUAAUACGAGUAAAUAUACAGACAAAGGUAUAUGAAAAUAUUUCAAAAAAAAGUGUAUUAAAUAAUUUGCUAACAAGUGACCGAGUCAUUAUAAAAAUGAGAACUGUGAGUAAAAUAGUUUUUUUUUGUUUAUUUUAAUUUUAAAGAUUUGGCCUACGAAGAAAACCAAAUGGGUUUGUUUUUAAGAAAAUCUGGAAACAGUGAUCAAACUAAAGCUGGCGAAAUGAUGCAAAUACUAGGAAGUUGCAUGGCACAAUCGGGACAGGAACGCCUUGGUUUACGUAUUCCUUUGGCCAGAUUACACCAGGUGAAUAGAUUCCUUAAAAUAUAAAAUAAAAAUGUUUAAAUUAAAUAGAUACUAUAUGAGUAUGAAGUAUUUACUAUAGAAUAUCAAGGUUAGCGUUAUUAAAAGUAAUAAUUUAAAAUUGGGUGUUGAUUAUGCAAUCAAAUAUGAUUCUUCUUAUAAAACUUCGCAUGUUAUUUUUCAUUAUCAAACAACUUACGAAUUCAUUUUUAGGAUAAACAAAUUAAUUUUGGAUGUCUGUGCCGUAAUAUUUUAACCAUCCUCCUCCUCAAUUUACAAAAAAAUCCUUAAAGAAAUGUAGACAAUCUAAACGAAUUCCAAUUUUGAUAGUUGGUUGUAUAGCAAUAUAGCAAUAAUGAAUAGUAAGUAGUUUGAAAUAACUUAAUGCAUGUAAACAACUUUUAUAUAUAACAAUAGUGCAAUCCAAUGAUAUAGACAAAUACCUCUCUCUCUCUAUAUAUAUAAAAUAGAUUUAUUCAAAAGAGUCUACAUCGUCCACAUUAAUGAAAUCCAUUUAUAUUCCUAUUAUGUCCCGAGAUCCAAAUACUAUUACAAAAUAUGAGAAAAAAAUUAUCAAAAACAAAAAAACUUACUAAACAGAAUAUUAAAUAAAAGCAUUAUUCGGUGUUAAUCAUUUUUAUCCAUGUUGUGUGUUGCCGAUAGGAAAUAGAAACGUUUUGCCUGAGAGCUGUGGAAGAUACUCGCGGUGAUGUAAAACGUAUGGAAAAUGCCCGGACGGAUUACAGGGCUGCGUUGAAUUGGAUGAAGGACGUUUCCCAAGAACUAGAUCCAGACACUAAUUCGCAGCUAGACAAAUUCAAAAACGUGCAGACCAAAGUGAAAAAGUCCAAACAACAAUUCGAUCACCAUAAAUUGGUUUGCUUGCAAAAAGUCGACCUCCUCGCCGCCGCACGCUGCAAUAUGUUUUCACACGUUCUUAUUUUCUAUCAACAAAGUUUGCAGCGAUUCGCCGAAACCGUAGCAAUUUCAUUCGAAAACGCUACUAAGGAUUUUAAACGUGAGUAUAACGAAUAACGUCAAAUUUAAAUCGUGUACACAUAAAUUAUGACAUUACGCUACACUUUUUUUUUAUUAUUUAGUAUAAUUUAAUAUUUAUGAUGAAGCCUAUUUAAAAUUAUUGAGUAUUUUUGUGAAGAAAAACAAUUUUCCACUGCCUAAAUGGAUAACGUACCUUUAGUAGUCAGAACUCAGAGGUGUGCUCAGCUUUAGAAUAUGGAAAGGGAUGUGAGGGAAUCUGAAUAUCCUAUAACUAGUUUUUUUUUUUUUUUUUAAACCACCCGAAAGCUUUUAUUGUAACGAUCAAAAUAAACCUUUAACAAUACAUUAUCAAAGGUGUACAUAAAUAUUUAUUAUUGUAUUAUUUGUAUUUAUAUACAAAAAAAAAUAAACGUGUGGAAUCUCACUCCCAGUGGAGUGGCCCCGAUCUUAGUCCAAGAGUUUUAUACUAAGUUAUAUGGUCUUCGACGUUUAAGACGCCUAAUGUCUAGAGAGUUGUCUAGUAGUUGAAUUGCUGCUGGAUUGGUGUGUUGAUCCAGUCUUUUCUCAUGUUUGCGGGCAAACUUAGUAAUCUCGUCAAUACAAUACUUGGUAUUUAUUCCUUGAAAUAGCACUUCUAUUAUUACAAACAAUAAUAUGCCAUAAUAAAGUACCUAGAAUAAUAAGAAAAUAAGAAAUAGUUUUGUAUUAAAUAUUGUCUCUAAAUAUAAAUUUAAAAAAAGAGCUGAUACUGGGGAUGAGAACAGCCUCUGUUUUUGGAUGAGAAGUUGGGAAGGUUAUUUCAUUUAUAUCUUUAAGAAACGAUAAACGAUUGCUUGACGAAAGACGAUUUCGAGCGAAGUUCGGUACUAAAUGUUUUGAAAUACCGUAAUAUUUAGGAUUUUUGUCAAAAUUUGAUUUUAAAACUUAUAAAAAAAAAAAUGAAAAAAAUACUACCUAACAUAAAAUAUUUGUUAAAAAAAAAAAAAAAAUAUCUGGAAUAUAGAUUUUCGAUAUUUGUAUAUUACUAUAACUCAUAAGAACAACUUAUGGUGAACCUUGCAUCAAAUUACUGAUCAUUUAUCAAGUAUUCAACAAAUUACAUUCAUAAAAAUAAAAUAUUUAUACAUACCUAAAAUAUUUAUUUAUUUUGUACAAUAAUGUUUAAACGCGUGUUUUUUACGUGUGCAUUUAGAGUACCAACAAUACGAUUUCAAAAUGAUCAAAGAAUUACGAACGGAUUCGGUUAAGUCCACGUCAAACCCGAAUGACACCAGCAAUAACGAUUCUAGGUAUAAUACUCGUAAUUAACUAUUUUAUUUUCGUAUGACUCAUAUUUAUAAAACUUUUUAACAUAAAACAAAAUUCAUAUCUGAUAUUUGUAAUUAGUUCAUACACGGAGUUGGGCAUUGAAGCCACUUGUGACCAGGACGAAGAAACUAAUGAAUCUGCUUUGUUAUCGUUAUUCGAUGGGAGUGAUGGUUUCGGGAAUUUUCUGUCCAAUCCUUAUGACAGUAAUAAAGAAGAAAACAAUCUUGAUCUUAAACAAUACAACACGGGAGAUGAAUUUCUACCGUCCCAACUGUUAUCGGAUUUACUAUCUGCAGGAUCAGCAGAAUCAACUAUUAAAGUGAGUCGAGGUUUUAAACUAUUUAACUAAAAGAAAACCUGGUAUAUACGCACUAUAAAUUUAUACGACCCAAAGAAAGGGAUCCGGAGCCAAGCGCUCCUUUUUGGUUGUGCUACUGGCGUAUACACCUCAUAAGUGUACACAAAUUAAUUUUUUUUAUGCAAUAUUAUGUUGUCAAUAGGUGUCUAGCAUAUUAUAAUAAACAUUUUGUACGUUGAUCAAAAAAAAAAAAAAAAUUAACGAGUAGCAGAGCUCUGUCAUUAGAGUCAAUUUCUCCCUAGUGGUGGAUUUAGGAGUUAUUCAAGGGGGGGGGGGAGCGAAUUAUCAUUUUAUUAAAGUGAGAUUUUUUUUUCAUGUUGUACUUAAUUAUAUACAUAACGUGUUACAAUUUAUUUAAAUAAUGAGGUAGGUGGUACAUUUUUCUUAAAUUUAGUCUUACCUGUUUAGAUUUAGUUCAAUUCAAUUUUGACAAAACAACUUAGACAUAUUAAUAUGAAUAUUUUUAUUUAAAUUCAAAAUUAUAAUUAGUUAAAUUAAAAUGAAGAACUCAUGCAUUUAAAAAAUUAAAUCUAUAGUUCUUUUUUUUUCUUUAGCAAAUCUAUUUUGGUAAUUAAUUCUCUAUCCAUAUGGAUAUUUAGAAGCGCCAAAUCAGUAAAUCUUUCUUAGCCCAUUUCUAUCCGUAAUCAGAUUUGCAAUCUAUAAGUAUUGAAGCUUAAAGCAACAAACUAAUAAUUGCAAAACAAUUUCUAGUAUAGAUCAAACUAUAAUAGUACCUACCUACUAAUAAACACUUGUAUAUAAAUAUAUUAUAAAACAAUAGCUACUCAUUUAUUUAAAUAUAAUAAACGUGCAUAAUUAUUUUUUAAAUAAUUUAAUAACAUUAUUUUUCUUCAAACUACAACCUCUUGGAAAUGUUAAUAUAACAAUUUAACCGGCGUAAAGUAGAAAAGCUUCUUUCAGCAGAUACAUCGCUUACAGGCAAAGUACAAAGCAUAAUAAGCAGACAUCUUACAAUUGGGUAAAUAUCAGCAGUUUAUUUAUCUAAAACUGUACAAAUGUUAUCAGAUUUAUUAACUUAAAUGAAAAAAAAUUACUGAUUAUUUGUAAAUUGCACAAUCAUUCCUAUAAUUUAGUGGUUACAAUUUUAAAUACUAAUUGAUGAAAAAUUACUUUAAGAUGUUAAACGUUUUUAUCUUUCUAACCAUAAUUAUUCCACCUCUGAAAUUAAUAUUGAUUUUUAAAUAUUUGGGAAAAAUAUAAAUUCAUUGAUAACUUCAUUUAUCUGAGUAACUAAAUCUUUAAUAUUAUCUAAGCUGAAGUAUUUCCUGAUAACAAUUUCAUUAAUACUUGUACUUUAUGAUUAUCAUGGUUAAGAAAUAUUAUAAUAUUCAUAAUUACCAAUCAAACCAGUUAGUUUUGAAUUAAAUAAACGUGCUCUUCCCCUUCCCGCAAUUACAUAGUAAAAUGUUUAAUGUAAUAUUUACUUAAAAAUGUAUCACUUCAAUUUGCCAAUUAAAUAGGUAGUUCCAAUUCCCAAAUUUGAGUUAAUUUGGUCCAGAGGAAAGUCACUUAAAAUCAUGUUUAAUAAUUAUGUGAAUACCGAUCCGUAAUCAAUGUUUUAUAUGUAUGUAUAAAUAGUAUAUACGUUUACAGAAAUCAGCCGGUUCUUCAAAUUGGUCAGACUUUUUCGCUGACCUCGACCCGCUGAACGAUCCCGGAUCAACUAUUUCGAAGAGGCAACCAUUGGAUUUACUUUGAAAACCGUACUUUGUCUACAAUCAAAAUAUUGCUAUUUUUAUUGCGUGUGUUCUAUGAUUUAUAAUUUAUGUACCUUGAACCGGUAAUGGUUCCGUGUAGUUAAUAAUACGAAGCUAUUAUACUUUUUAUACUCGCUUCGAAAUAUUAUAAAUUUAUUUUUACUUACAGUGUAUCUUUAUGGUUCGAGUUGUGUUUAUGAAUAAGUAAAAAAAUAAAUAUACGAGUAAAUAAAUAUAU
Molecule: messenger RNA, 12448 nt
Organism: Cinara cedri
Lineage: Eukaryota; Metazoa; Arthropoda; Insecta; Hemiptera; Aphididae
Source: the annotation of a GenBank genome assembly